Messenger RNA from Diaporthe amygdali, 1602 nucleotides. RefSeq lists its product as hypothetical. The transcript has 9 exons. Lineage: Eukaryota; Fungi; Ascomycota; Sordariomycetes; Diaporthales; Diaporthaceae. Bases 1 to 1602 code for a protein of 533 amino acids. Gene Ontology annotation, biological process: amino acid transmembrane transport. Gene Ontology annotation, molecular function: amino acid transmembrane transporter activity. The record is from RefSeq and is a predicted model, not a curated record. Gene Ontology annotation, cellular component: vacuolar membrane.
AUGUCGGGAAAAUUAUCGGACAGGGAAUCGCCCCGAGGGGUGUCUCCGGACGACAAGAAUCACGUCGCCCGGACUGACAUCGACGUCGAGGCUGCCGCUCCGCGAGGGUUCGCCCAAUGGUUUGGAGGGCCGAAAACCACAGUUGGCCCUCGCAUUGGGCCAGUUAUCGACAGCAUCACCCUCGCCGCCGAAGAUUCCGAUGACAGCGCCAGCGCCAUUCUGCAUAGGCAGAAGGAGGCUGAGCAGGGUGCUGAUAUCCAGUAUCGAAGCUGUAGUUGGCAGAUGACUGCCGCCCUGCUCUUCUCCGAGUACAUAUGUUUGGCCAUUAUGAGUUUUCCAUGGUCAUAUAGCAUAUUAGGACUUUUCCCAGGCCUGCUUCUAACCGUGGUCGUAGCCAUGCUUGUGCUCUAUACUUCCCUGAUCCUAUGGGAAUUUUGUCUUCGUCACCCCGAGGUUCGUGAUGUUUGCGACAUUGGUCAGAUGAUUUUCUGGAAUCAGAAAUGGGCAUGGUGGUUUACUGCCGUCAUGUUUCUCCUGAACAAUACUUUCAUUCAAGGUCUUCACGUCCUUGUUGGCGCGAAAUACCUUAACACCAUGACCGCCGCCGACGACAACAUCGCCUGCCGAACAGUCAGCUUCUCGGUGAUCAUGCUCGUCAUCUGCUGGAUUUGUUCUUUGCCCCGAACCUUCGAGGCGCUCUCGAAGCUGGGCGCCGCUUCCGCAGCCUUCACGUUCAUAUCGGUGUUGCUAGCUACCAUCUUCGCCGGCGUCGAGAGCCACCCAGCCGGAUACGAUCCUCGUCCCACCUACACCACAGCUGCUGGUAAGGAGGCCGUUGGAGGUGACCCUAACUGGACGGCCUUACCGGUCUCGGGGACCACCUUUGUCGCUGGCAUGAGCGCCUUCCUCAACAUCAGCUACACUUUCAUCGGGCAGAUUACCCUACCCAGCUUCAUCGCGGAGAUGAAGGAACCAAGAGAUUUCCCCAAGGCGCUCUGGGCGUGCACCAUUGCCGAAAUCAUCGUUUUCGGCCUCGUCGGGUCCAUCAUUUAUGUUUACACAGGCAACCAGUACAUGACGGCACCUGCUUUUGGCUCUCUUGAAGACGUCUUUAAGAAGGUUUCUUUCUCGUUCAUGAUCCCAACCCUGAUCUUCCUGGGCGUCCUGUAUGCGUCAGUGUCAGCUCGCUUUGUGUUCUUCCGCAUUUUCCAGAACUCGCGCCACAAGAACGAGCACACUAUCAUCGGCUGGGGAACCUGGGCCCUGAUCCUACUGGCCACCUGGAUUGUCGCCUUCAUUAUCUCUCAGGUUAUCCCCUUCUUCUCGGACCUGCUCUCUCUCAUGUCGGCUUUAUUUGACAGCUUCUUCGGUUUCAUCUUCUGGGGAGUCGCCUACUUCCGCAUGCGCAAGGUCGACGGCAGCUUGGCGCUCAUGAAGCAGCGCGGCAUCUGGGGCUAUGCUGAGGCAGGCCUCAACGUACUCAUCAUCCUGACGGGCGUCCUCUUCUUGGGACCCGGCACGUAUGCCAGUGUUGAGAGCAUAUUGCUCGACUUCGACCCGUCGUCAGGUGGCGUCUUUAGCUGCGCCUCCAACGGGCUUUGA